Drosophila willistoni is the source of this 2331-nucleotide messenger RNA. RefSeq names its product WD and tetratricopeptide repeats protein 1 (gene adp). The record is from RefSeq and is a predicted model, not a curated record. The transcript is spliced from 2 exons. Gene Ontology annotation, molecular function: protein binding. Gene Ontology annotation, cellular component: cytoplasm; Cul4-RING E3 ubiquitin ligase complex. NCBI's taxonomy places the organism in Eukaryota, Metazoa, Arthropoda, Insecta, Diptera, Drosophilidae. Gene Ontology annotation, biological process: negative regulation of fatty acid biosynthetic process. Bases 154 to 2133 code for a protein of 659 amino acids.
UACAUUGAAACGUAAAUCAAAUUUAUUUCCUCGUUUUGUUUUUUAUUCAAUAUUAAUUAGAGAAGGAGCGAGAGGAGCGGGGUGUUUGCUAAAUGCAAAAUGAAGUAAUCACCGAAAGCAAACGAGAACUAAAAGAGGAAAAAAAAAAUUUUGAUGACCCCGCCGCCGAUAAUGUCUCGUUAUCACUGUGAGAUCGAGAUGAAUAAUGGAAUUGGCGCAACUUACCGGAGGUUACCAUUGAAUGCUACUGCCCUGCAUUGGCAUCGUCAGCAAUUUGGCUACGAUUUGGCGGUCAAUGAGCAAGUGCGUCGUCGCCUGCAGUGCAAUGCUGCCUACAUAGAUAGGAUUGAGCUGGAGACCCUUCUAACGGGACACGAAGGAUGUGUCAAUUGCUUGGAAUUCACAACAGAUGGCCUGUGGCUGGCCUCGGGAUCGGAUGAUUACAAAGUUAUGAUUUGGGAUCCUUUCAGACGUCGACGAGUCUUUACGUUAAACACUAAACAUUUGGGGAAUAUGUUUUCGGUGAAAUUUCUACCCAAGCAUAAUAAUAAUAUUGUGGCCACUUGUGCAGCCGAUAAAUUUAUCUAUGUCUAUGAUAUCAAUCAUCCGAAUGAAACUUUAUAUUCCUGUAAUUGCCAUUCGAUGCGAGCUAAGAGAUUAGCCACUGCCCCGGACUCGCCAUAUAUAUUUUGGUCAGCGGGCGAAGAUGGUUGCAUAUUGCAAUUGGAUAUGAGGGAAUCUCAUCAAUGUCGUACCGAAGAACGUGCCAAUGGAGUACGUUUAAUAAGUCUAUGGAGUCAGGUGGAGUCCACAACGGAAGCCAAAUGUUUGGCCAUAAAUCCAAGACGUACUGAAUAUUUGGCUGUGGGCGCCAAUGAUGCAUAUGCUCGGAUCUAUGAUCGACGCAAGUUGCCAACAUCUCAGGACACUACAGAUGCCACGGGAGCUGUCACCUACUAUGCUCCUGGUCACAUUGUUAAGAACAAUACGCCGAUUAUUGUCCAUGAUCCCCGGGCUAUAACUUAUCUCACCUUUAAUGAGAAUGGAACCGAAUUGCUGGUCAAUAUGGGAUCUGAACACAUCUAUCGCUAUGAUUUAAAUAAUGCCGGACCACCAGUUUUUUAUAGUCCACCACCAGCACCACCAGUAGCAUCACAAGAGGCGUCGACGGACACAGUGCCGCAGGACCAUCAGUCAUCAGAGACUGGAGGAAAGGGUGAAUCACAUAAAAGCCAUUGGCUGCCAUCCAGCAUCGAGAUGCAUAAAAAACAGGGCAAUGAAUUUCUUCAAAAUGGCAAAUUAAUGGCCGCCAUCGAUGCCUAUUCCUGUGCCUUGGCCAAGUACCCGCAGGGUGAAGUUCUCUAUCUCAAUAGAGCUACUGCUUUGAUGCGGCGGGGCUGGUUCGGUGAUAUCUAUGCAGCUUUGCGGGAUUGCCAUGACGCGUUGCGUCUAGAUCCUUGCUAUGUAAAGGCCCAUUUCCGUUUGGCUCGUGCAUUGCUUGAGCUGCAUCGUCCACAGGAUGCUGAUGAGUGUCUACAGGCGCUAAUACAACGCUUUCCCAGCUUUGCCAACAAUCAUGGCGUGCUGAUGCUGAACAAGGACAUCAAGGAGAAUCGUAGACAAUCGAAUGCCAAAAAUGACCAGGGAGCGAGUAAAUCGGCAUUCGAAUUUCUACCACAGGAUGAAGGAGUUUACCGUAAUCGACAUUUUUCAAAUGCCGAAUUCGCUUUACGUUCGGCCUCCAAGGAUUAUAUGCAACGUUAUUGCGGCCAUUGUAAUAUCACCACAGAUAUUAAAGAAGCCAACUAUCUGGGCAGCAACGGCGAGUUCAUUGUGGCUGGCUCUGACGAUGGCAAUUUCUAUAUCUGGGAGGGAGAUACGGGCAAAAUAUGCUCCGCCUAUCGCGCGGACAGCGCCAUAGUCAAUUGUGUGCAACCUCAUCCUAGCAUAUGUAUGCUAGCCACCAGCGGCAUUGAUCAAGAUAUUAAAAUUUGGUCUCCCUGUGCUCCCAGUCCAUCGGAGAGAUCAAAUCUCAUUGCCGAUAUCACAGGCUUUGUUGAGGAUAAUCAGCAAAAGAUGCGUACCGAUCCAUUUGAUUUAAAUACGCCCAAUGCGUAUUGUUUUAAUAAUUGAAAUGUUUUUAAUAGACAGAGAGAAUAACGAUCUUGAUGAUCGAACUAUAACUACACCUACCAAAUCUGGCAAUAUCAAAAACUAUAUAGUCUAAUUGUAAUGUUAAGAGUGUCGUAAAUUUCAUUUUGUUGAACGUUUCAACGGAAAAUGCGAUGUUAGCGAGCGAUACAAAAUUAAAGCAAGAUUAAGUGAUACCGA